AUGACUCCAAGACGACCAUUACAUCGACCACAUAUUCGAACAUGGCCACUCACAAUUACUACCACAGCAUUCGCUUGCAUGUUCAUUGUGUUCUCAAUCCUUGAAAUAACGAAUUCAUUGGUUCAUUCUUUCGAGUUGUUAAAAGUGCAGCAUCAUCAUCAUCAUUCGCCACAGCAACACCAUUUCGAAAAAUCAUUCCAUCAUGAUGAUAAUGACGAGCCACUACAUUUGGUCAUGAAUCAAGACUUCACGCCAUCCUUCCUUCGGAAUUUAGAUUCUAUUGAAAUACCAGAGAAUAUUCAACGAAAAUUAUCGCACCGAGAUUUGAAGUCUCUGUUACAGGAAAAUGAUGUACCCAUAGCAUCCUCGUUAUUUUCACAAGAUCGACACUCGAUUCGUUCAUUGAUCCAUCACGAGAAUGUGAACAUUUUUUCUUUUGAUUUUUUGAAUUGUCAAACUCCUUUAAACAACGACUUGAUCUUGAAUGUACAGACACCAACAUUGAUGGUAAGAAUGGUGAAUAGUCAAAGCUGGAUGAAGGAAUUGAGUCAAGAAAUUGGAGAAAUACCGAUGUCUCAACUGAAAAUUCCAGCCACACAUAACAGCGCUUCGUAUAAUGUGAGCUCAAAUCAAGAGUAUGGAGUUGAUGUGAAUUAUGACAGUUCCAUGAGUUUGAUUCCUCAAAUGGCAAAGCUAUUCAAAAUGUAUGGAGUGAAUCCAAUGAGAAUUAAGCAAUUUGUUGCUCCAUGGUUUAAAAAUCAAGAAUGUUCAAUUUUACAACAAUUGAAGCAUGGAAUUCGACAUUUGGAUCUUCGUUUAUGCAAAGUCGAGAAUAGUGAAACAAGAAAUAACAAAUUCUGGGCUUGCCAUGGGCUAUUGAGUGUCACUUUUUCCUCCAUUUUCGAACAAGUGAAACAAUUUCAUCUUGAGAACCCAUUUGAAGUCAUCACUCUUGACAUUAAUCAUAUAUAUGGAUUUACCUCUCAGAAGGAUCAUUUAGAAUUUUUAAACAUGACUAGUGAAAUAUUAGGAAUCGAUUCCGUGAUUGAUCCAUCGAAAUUCUCAACGAAUUCUACUCUCAAUUCUAUUUGGAAAGAAUCUUCGAGUUCAAGAAUAUUUCUAUUUUACAAUCAUCAAGAAACGACUAGAAAAUAUGCAUCUACAUACAAACUCUUUCCAAGUUCCUCACUCUCAACACCUUGGGCCAAUAAGCAACAAAUGCCAGCUCUGUAUUCUGAAAUAUUGACACAACUGAGAGCAAGAUCCAACUUGCAUCGAAGAUUUGUUUCACAAAUAUUGCUGACCCCCAAUUUAUCCAUGAUGGUCGAUGGCUUAUUUGAGAAACCGAAAUCUGUACGACAAUUAGCUGAAAUGAAUUAUGGAAGUAUUCCUGAGUGGAUUAAGGAUAACGCCCCUGGUUCAAAAUUGAAUGUUGUAAAUACAGAUUAUUACAAUUUGAAUGGAAGAAAGUUUAUCACACAAAUUAUAUCACAAAAUUUUAGCUAG
Messenger RNA from Naegleria lovaniensis, 1506 nucleotides. RefSeq lists its product as uncharacterized. The coding region runs from base 1 to 1506 and encodes 501 amino acids. The transcript has a single exon. The record is from RefSeq and is a predicted model, not a curated record. NCBI's taxonomy places the organism in Eukaryota, Heterolobosea, Eutetramitea, Acrasida, Naegleriidae. Gene Ontology annotation, biological process: lipid metabolic process. Gene Ontology annotation, molecular function: phosphoric diester hydrolase activity.